This is a messenger RNA of Ricinus communis (castor bean), 1356 nucleotides long. RefSeq lists its product as uncharacterized. Bases 1 to 1356 code for a protein of 451 amino acids. The transcript has a single exon. NCBI's taxonomy places the organism in Eukaryota, Viridiplantae, Streptophyta, Magnoliopsida, Malpighiales, Euphorbiaceae. The record is from RefSeq and is a predicted model, not a curated record. Gene Ontology annotation, molecular function: zinc ion binding; nucleic acid binding.
AUGGUUACGGAGAUAGGCAGGGGUCUUUGGAUAAAUUUGGAUUGCACACCAGAGCAAAAGUUGAAAUAUGUUGUAUCUUUAUUGAGAAAAUCAGCUUUAGAUUGGUGGGAUAUGAUUCCAGGAAGUAAAAAUAGACCUAUGACCUUAACUUGGGAUGACUUCCUUAGGGAAUUUGCAAAUAAAUACACACCACCAAUAUAUAGAGAUCGAAAGAAAAUUGAGUUUUUGAGCUUGGAACAGGGAUAUAUGACAGUAUCAGAAUAUGAAAUGCAAUUCUCUCGAUUAUCAAAAUAUGCGUUUGAAGAAGUGGCUAUAGAGGAUGCAAAACAAAGACGGUUUGAAAAAGGAUUGAGAAUGGAUAUUCAGGAAAAGAUUUCCUUGAAGCCACCAAGUUACAGUACUUUAUUAGAGGCUGCAUUAAGGGUAGAAGAAUGUCUGAUUGAGAAAGAUGCAAUGACAGCUAAGAAAAGAAAGAUGAUAAAUGAAUAUGGUGGUUCAGAAAGGAAAGGAAGAGACAUUUCUUUUAGAGAUUCUAGGUCUCAAGGGAGUAGAUAUUAUGGGAGAGUGGUUAGUCAACAAAAUAUGAGUAAGUGUGUUACAGUGAUAUCGGGUAGAGGCGGACGAAGUGUUUACAGCCAGAGUAGGGUAGAGAGUAAGAGAGGUGAGGGAGGUGUUUCAGUUAGUCGAGGAUAUAGUUCACCAUGUGCUAGAUGUAAUAGGUUUCACAGUGGAGAGUGUUGGGGACCAAGGCAGAUACUUUGUUUUUACUGUGGUAAGCCGGGGCAUAUAGCUAGAGAUUGUUGGAGUAAAAAUCAAGAUAAUGAAAGUCAAGUUUCAAGACAGAGCAGCAUAGGUGAAAAUAUGACUCAGGGAGGAAUAAGUAGAGGAAGAUGUAGAGGAAGGGGACAAGGAGGUUCUAACAUGGUACAGGCUAGACAGAUAGGCCAACCUCAGCAAUCACUGCCCCAAGCUAGAGUGUAUGCAGUGACAAGACAGGAAGCACCUUCUGCAACUGAUAUUGUGACUGUUAAAAUCUUUAUUUAUGGUUUUGAUGCUUAUACAUUAAUUGAUCCAGGAUCAACAUCUUCAUUCAUUUCAUAUGAAUUUGCAUUGAAAAACCACAAUGAUAUAGAAACCUUGGGGUAUAACAUUUGUGUAUCAAUGCCUGCUGGGGUUACUGUAAUUGUAGAUAAGAUUGUCAAAACUUGUCCUGUGAUCAUAAAUGGGAACACACUGUAUGCAGAUCUAGUAGUGAUAAAACUUAAGGAAUUUGAUUUUAUUUUAGGAAUGGAUUGGCUAUUUAAGAAUCAUGCUAUAGUAGAUUGUCACAUAAAAGAAGUGGUUAUUAAGGCCUGA